AUGGCUUAUAUAAAUGCUAUCGGUUGUAGUGAAGGUCUCUCAAAUUCUAGACCUCCUCUAUUUGAUGGCACAAACUUUGCUACUUGGAAAACGAGAUUUAGAAUAUAUGCAAGAUCUCAAGGAGUCAAAGUUUGGAUGGCCAUAGAAGAUGGUACUAUUAUACCGACUAAAAUAGUCGACGAUACCAUCAUCGAAAAGAAAGUAAGUGAAUACACUCACGAAGAAGAAGAUAGAAUGAAUAUUGCCGCAAAAGCGGAAAUGGUUCUCACAAGUGCACUUGCGGAAAAAGAAUAUAAACGAGUAAACAAUUGCAAGUCGGCACAAGAAAUGUGGAACAAAUUAGUGGUAACCUAUGAAGGUACUACCGACAUAAAAGAUUCUCGAAUGGACACAUUGAUCCAAGAAUACGAGAACUUUAAACUCCAAGAUGGAGAAAAUAUCAUCGAUAUGGAAACAAGAUUUACUCGAAUAAUCGAUGAACUAUCUCAACUCGGAAAGAACUAUACACAAAAUGAAAAGAAUCGAAGAGUUCUUAAAUCUCUACCUCCGAGUUGGAAAGUGAAAGUCACUACUAUUAAAGAGAUGCAUAAUCUCAAUGACUAUCACAUUGAUAACUUAUUCGGAAACCUUCGUGCUUACGAAGAAGAUAAUAUUCCGGAUGUUGUCGUUCCCAAAGUGGAAGACAAGAAGAAAAAUAUGGCACUAAAGGCUAUAUUAAUCGACGAAGAUGAAAAUGAUGAAGAAUUAAAUGAAGAACUACAAAAUCUCGAUGAAAGCGAAAUCGCUUUACUCACGAGACAACUUCGUCGUGUGCUUCAAAGCAAAGCACAAAGGUAUGGAAAAGGCUUCCUAAAAUCAAAUAAUCAACAAAGAGUUUUCAACUCUAAUGGAAGGCCUAAUUACUCUCAAAAUUAUUCUCCAAACUACAAGAGUAAUUUUCCUACCAACUCGGGCUAUAACAAAGGCAAAACCAAUCAAAGCCCAAAUGGUUAUAAUACCAAUAAUUACACUCCUCCAAAACAAAAAGAACAAACUCCGGAGGAAACACAAGAAGUGUGUUUCGAGUGUAAACAACCGGGUCACUAUAAACGAGAAUGUCCUAAACUUUCUAAAGGAAGGAUUCUCGUGGCCGAAAACGGUUGGGAUUUAAGUGAAGAUGAGGAACCUCCCGAAACAAGUGAAGAAGUGGUUAAUCUAUGUUUGAUGGCAAUUGAAGAUGCUUCUACAUCAACGGAUCCUUCCACUACUAACCAAGAGGUAAGUAUUUCUUCACCAACUUUAGUUGAUAUUCCUCUUCUUAAACUCUCUAGUUUAAAUUUGUCAAAAAUGGAAAAGGAUGAAUUGAUCAAGGUGCUAGUUGAAAUGAAUACUCGAUAUGAUUAUCUUGAUCAAUUAUUUUUAUCUACUUGGUCCGAGAAAGAAAAACUUGAAGAUCUAUAUCAAACUCAACAAAAAGAGUUUUCUCGGAUAAAGGAAUCAAACAUUAAACUUGAAGAAGAAAUGGUAUCUCUUCAAGAUUCCUUUAAUCUUGAUAACAACAAGAUCAAGAAUGAAAUUACAAAGUUGGAAAUUGAAAAUAUUUCCUUGUUGUUGCAAUCUAAAGAAAUGGAAGAUGAGAAGCUUAAAUUAAAUGAAAACAUUGGAAAGCUUCAUGUUGAUUUACUAAAUCUUAAAAUAUUAAAUGAGUCAAUGACUCAAGAAAAAUCAACUACGAGUUAUCAAAAAGAUAAACUCGAAAAAGAAUUUGCUCAUGUCCUUGAAGUAAAAGAAAAAGAGUUCAAAUAG
This is a messenger RNA of Daucus carota subsp. sativus, 1785 nucleotides long. RefSeq lists its product as uncharacterized. The coding region runs from base 1 to 1785 and encodes 594 amino acids. The transcript has a single exon. Gene Ontology annotation, molecular function: zinc ion binding; nucleic acid binding. Lineage: Eukaryota; Viridiplantae; Streptophyta; Magnoliopsida; Apiales; Apiaceae. The record is from RefSeq and is a predicted model, not a curated record.